This is a messenger RNA of Arabidopsis thaliana (thale cress), 794 nucleotides long. RefSeq names its product Glutamine amidotransferase type 1 family protein. Gene Ontology annotation, molecular function: anthranilate synthase activity. The transcript has 7 exons. The record is from RefSeq and is marked reviewed. Gene Ontology annotation, biological process: L-glutamine metabolic process; L-tryptophan biosynthetic process. The coding region runs from base 1 to 669 and encodes 222 amino acids. Gene Ontology annotation, cellular component: chloroplast. Lineage: Eukaryota; Viridiplantae; Streptophyta; Magnoliopsida; Brassicales; Brassicaceae.
AUGGCAGAAUCGAAUUCGAUACCUUCCGUUGUUAUCAAUUCCUCUAAACAGAAUGGUCCUAUCAUCGUGAUUGAUAAUUACGACAGCUUCACUUACAAUCUCUGCCAGUAUAUGGGAGAGCUACAAUGCCAUUUUGAAGUUUACCGCAAUGAUGAACUUACAGUAGAAGAGCUGAAAAGAAAAAAUCCAAGAGGAGUGUUGAUUUCUCCUGGACCUGGUACCCCUCAAGACUCUGGGAUUUCCUUGCAAACUGUUUUGGAACUCGGACCACUUGUUCCUUUAUUUGGAGUAUGUAUGGGUUUGCAGUGUAUAGGAGAAGCAUUUGGAGGAAAGAUUGUGCGGUCACCAUUUGGUGUUAUGCAUGGGAAAAGCUCAAUGGUUCACUAUGAUGAGAAAGGAGAAGAAGGCUUGUUCUCUGGAUUAUCAAACCCUUUCAUUGUAGGUAGAUAUCACAGUCUCGUGAUCGAAAAAGAUACAUUUCCUAGUGAUGAGCUCGAGGUUACAGCAUGGACAGAAGAUGGUCUGGUUAUGGCUGCCCGUCACAGAAAGUACAAGCAUAUACAGGGAGUUCAAUUUCAUCCGGAGAGUAUUAUAACAACUGAGGGCAAGACAAUUGUCCGCAAUUUCAUCAAAAUCGUAGAGAAAAAGGAUUCCGAGAAGCUGACGUAGACUAGCCUGAAUGAGAAAAUCUGCUGUGUUCGAAUAGUGCCUCCCUGUAAUAAUAUUUGCCAAUGCAAAAUGUUCCUUGCCAUCUUCCCAUUGUUUCUAUCAUAAAAAUUCGACUUGUUCCUCCA